AUGGGCGACAGGUAUGCUGUACUUCGGCGGGCCCAGCUGCACCUGGAUUUCAUCCACGCCAACUCCACCACUCACAGUUUCCUUUUUGGAGCACUGGCUGAAUUGCUGGACAAUGCAAGAGAGCUCAACAGAGUUGGAGUUCCCUCAUUGAACAGUGAAGAAAUGUCUGCCCUAGAGGGAGGACUGAACAGAAUAAAUACCUUAAAGGGGGAGGGGACAGAUGUCCUGGCACAGAAGUUAAGAAGGGAGCCUGAUGGAUUUAAUAAGAAUGGCCUAGAUUUCUUUUAUAAUUACGCUUUGGUGGAAAGGCACAAAGUGGAUAAUGAAAAACUGCAGGGUGGAUUCAUGUUGUGUUUCCUGGAUGAUGGAUGUGGCAUGAGCCCUGAGGAAGCUUCAGAUAUCAUUUACUUUGGAAGAUCCAAAAAACGGCUGUCAACCUUGAAGUUCAUUGGGCAAUACGGCAAUGCUCUUAAAAGUGGGUCCAUGAGAAUUGGAAAAGACUUUAUUCUUUUUACGAAGAAGGAAGAAACGAUGACCUGUGUAUUUUUUUCUCAGACGUUCUGUGAAGAAGAAGGUCUUAGUGAGGUUGUAGUUCCAAUGCCCUCGUGGUUAACAAGAACCAGAGAAUCUGUCACAGAUGAUCCCCAGAAAUUCUCAAUGGAAUUAUCUAUAAUUUAUAAAUACUCCCCAUUUAAAACUGAAGCCGAAUUGAUGCAGCAAUUUGAUGUGAUCUAUGGAAAAUGUGGUACUUUGCUGGUUAUUUAUAACUUGAAUCUUCUGCUUAAUGGAGAACCAGAGUUGGAUGUUAAAACAGACAGAGAAGACAUACUGAUGGCUGGAGCUCUGGAAGAUUUCCCAGAGAGAUGGUCCUUCAGAGCCUACACAUCUGUUCUGUAUUUUAACCCAUGGAUGAGAAUAUUCAUUCAAGCCAAGAGAGUUAAAACUAAACAUCUAGGCUAUUGCCUCUACAGACCCAGAAAGUAUCUUUAUGUCACAUCUUCUUUCAAAGGAGCAUUUAAAAAUGAAGUUCAAAAGGCAGAAGAAGCAGUAAAGAUUGCUGAAUUUGUAUUGAAAGAAGCACAAAUGAAAGUAAACCAGUGUGACAGAACCUCUUUGUCUUCUGCCAAGGAUGUGUUACAGAGAGCUUUGGAAGAUGCAAAAGCAAAACAAAAGAAUCUUAAAGAGAAACAAAGAGAAUUGAAGAAAGCAAGAACACUCUCCCUGUUCUAUGGAGUGAACAUAGAAAACCGAAGCCAAGCUGGAAUGUUCAUUUACAGUAAUAACCGUUUGAUCAAAAUGCACGAAAAAGUGGGCCCGCAGUUGAAACUGAAGUCCCUACUUGGUGCAGGCGUGGUUGGAAUUGUUAAUAUACCCUUGGAGAUAAUGGAACCAUCCCACAAUAAACAGGAAUUUCUCAAUGUCCGAGAGUAUAAUCAUCUAUUAAAAGUCAUGGGACAGUACGUGGUCCAGUACUGUAAGGACACCGGCAUCAAUAAUAGAAAUCUAACAAUGUUUUGGAAUGAAUUUGGAUACCAGAAUGACAUCAACAUAGAGAGACCCUUAAAUUCUAUUCAGUUUCAAAGAAGACAAGCCAUGGGUAUCCCAUUCAUCAUACAAUGUGAUCUUUGUCUUAAAUGGAGAGUCUUGCCUUCCUCUACUCAUUAUCAGGAGAAAGAAUUUUUUGACAUUUGGAUUUGUGCUAAUAAUCCUAACCUCUUGGAAAACAGUUGUCAUCAGAUAGAACGUCUACCUUCCAUUCCCCUGGGUGCCAUGAGCACAGUAUCACCAUCAAAAAAUGAGAAAGAGAAGCAGCUUAGAGAGUCAGUCCUAAAGUAUCAAAAUAGACUGGCAGAACAACAGCCACAGCCUCAAUUUAUACCAGUGGACAAAAUCUCUGAGUUGACUUCCACCUGCGUAACUUCAGCAACUAAGCUUUCAGUGAGCCAUAGAGGCCAGAAAAUAAACAUUGAAGAGACAGACCCUGAUGUAGAGCAUAUUUCAGAAACUAAAAUUAUGAAAAAGUCUAUGGAGGAGAAAAUGAACUCUCAACAGCAGAGACUUCCUGUAGCUCUGCCAGCAAAUGUUAAACUAGCUGAGAGAUCCCAGGCCACUUCUUGGAAAAUGAAAAGGAAGCAGAGUCUGAACCUUGUAGAGGAAUGUCAGGUAUUGACUGAAGAUGAGAACAGCAAGAGUGAUCCAGAUAUAAUCCUGGUUUCAGAUAAAAGCAACACGGAUGUUUCAUUGAAACAAGAAAAAAAGGAAAUUCCUCUUAUAAACCAAGAAAAACAGGAGCUGUGCAAUGAUGUUCUAGCAACGAAAAGCAUCUCUUCAUUACCUAGCUGGAAAAGCUUGCCCAAUGUGCCAGUGGAAGAUGUGAAUCUAAGCUCUGGACACAAAGCCAGAGUUUCUGUGAGUGGUGGUUGUAAAGUUGCUUCUAUGCCAAUGUCUUCUCAAAGCACACCUGUCAAGGAACCAGUGAGAAAACUGAUGUCUAAAUUAAGGGAGACUCUUCUGUAUUUUUUCCCUGAGUAUCAGCUACCAUCAGAAUUGGAAGAACCUGCAUUAAGUUGUGAGCUGGAGCAGUGCCCAGAGCAGAUCAACAAAAAGCUGAAAAUGUGUUUCAACCAGAUACAGAAUACUUGCAUGGCCCAAUAUGAAAAAAAGCUAAAGAGGAAAAUACAAUCCGUUAUCUACGAUUCAAAUACAAGAGGAAUACGCAAUGAAAUCUCUCUGGGGCAAUGUGAAGGAAAAAGAAAAAUCUCUGAGGAUGAGCUGAAGAAUCUUCGUAUAAAACUGGCACUAUUGUUGCAGAAACUUCAACUGGGUGGUCCAGAAGGUGACCUGGAGCAGAUUGACACCUAUUUAGAAGCUUUGCUUAAAGAAGAUAAUCUCCUCUUCCAGAACAAUUAAAAUAAAGUGACCAUAGAUACAAGACAUAGGCUCUUGUUAGAAAAAAAAAUGAAAAUACUCCUGAAAAUUAAGAGUCAGAGAAGGUAUUCCCUUUUAAAAAAUGCUAGUAAGAAAAUUGGAAGAUUCUUUAAAAAUUUUUCCUUUUUGUUUUUGUUACUGUAA
Molecule: messenger RNA, 3072 nt
Organism: Sapajus apella (tufted capuchin)
Lineage: Eukaryota; Metazoa; Chordata; Mammalia; Primates; Cebidae
Gene: MORC1
Product: MORC family CW-type zinc finger 1
Exons: 28
Cellular component (GO): nucleus
Molecular function (GO): zinc ion binding
Source: RefSeq, a predicted model, not a curated record